AUGUUCCUUCGCUCGACGUCGGACCACCUCACACCCACGUACAAACUGAAACGAUUGGAAUUGGAUAAAAAUCAUCACGAUCAUUCCAAUCAUACUAUCAACAAUGUCAUCCUCAUUCUCAACGGAACCUUUAAUCCCAUUCAUAAUAAUCAUUUAUUGAUAUUGGAGGAUGCUCGGAAUUAUGUAAUGAACGAAUUGAAAAUGAAUGUAUUGGGAGGGUUCAUUACGUUACGAGCAGAUUGUAGCGUAAAAAAGAAAUUAGAUGAAUAUCAAGCCCUUCAAGAUCAUCAAAUUAAUUUUAAACAAGGACAAGAACAGUUUUGGAGGGCAAUGAAGUCUUUUUAUGGAGAGGAUUGUCAAGCAUACAUUAAAGUAUUUAAUGUGAUUGGUAUUGAUAAUUUGGAGAAGUGUGGAAAACAAAUUUGUGAGAAUUUAAUAUGUGUGGUGAAUAGAGAGCGUAUUGAUUUUAAUUUAGAUCUAUGGAGAAAUGAAUUUGAGUAUCGUCGUAAAGUGCUUAUUGUGAAUGCUUCUAUUAUCAAGCCAAUAAGCUCAACUUUGAUUAGAAGUAAAUUCAAAAAUGGAGAAGUGGUAUCAACGGAAGAACUUCCACAAAGCGUUCUGAAUUAUCAUUUAGAGCAUGGUAUUGAUUACAAACAUUCAACAGUUCCAGAAGCGGAUGAAAAUCAAGAUAUUGACGUUUUUGAAAAGAUUCUAUCUCAUUGUUUAACAACAAAUCUACCAUUUAUACCAUUUCAAGAAUUGCAAUCAGAGACAGACCUUAUUCUUGGAAAAGGAGUUAAAGGUGAAGUGGUAACAAUGAUAUACCAUUCAAAAAAAGUUGCCGUCAAACGUGUUAAUUUAUCCAAAAAGCAUGAUCACAAAUUUGGAUUCAAACAUGCACUGAACCAAUUUUUAAUGGAGCUUGAACUACUUGCCUGUUUAAAAGGCCAUGAAAAUGUUGCAGAAUGUUAUGGAAUUACAUUAGACGGCGAGUAUGGUUGUUACGUUUUAGAAUUGUGUGAUUUUCAAUUACAAGAAUACCUUUCACAACACUUUCCACUCUCUCCCGAGCAAUGUAGAUCCAUCGUACUUGACGUGGCGCAAGGAAUGCAAUUUAUUCAUUCACACAAUGUUCUUCAUAGAGACUUGUCUUUACAGAAUAUCAUGCUUUGUAAAGUGCAGAUUGCAGACAAUGACACAUCAUCACCACAAACUCCAAAAUUUAAGGCAAAAGUCAUUGAUUUUAGUGUGAGUAAGAAAGUUGAUUGGAAAGUACAACCACCUCGUGGCUCCAUGAGACGCUAUGCUCCCGAAGCUAUUCAGAGCAAUACGGAAUAUCAUUAUGCAAGCGAUGUUUACAUGUUUGGAAAUGUUGUUUACGAAUUGACACAGGGACAUCAAGUUUUUAAGAAGCACGGCAAGGUUGCUGAUGUUUGUCAGCUCAUCCUUAGAGGAGAACGACCUGAGAUUUCCAAGAAAGUGAAAGACGAUGCAUUGAUUCAACUCAUGUUACAAUGUUGGACUCAUGACCCUACCAAACGUCCAUCUUUUAGUGACAUUAUUCAAUCAUUGUUGCUUGAGUAUGAAAAUGAUCAAUGUUAA
Molecule: messenger RNA, 1602 nt
Organism: Naegleria lovaniensis
Lineage: Eukaryota; Heterolobosea; Eutetramitea; Acrasida; Naegleriidae
Exons: 2
Coding region: 1-1602 (533 amino acids)
Biological process (GO): protein phosphorylation
Molecular function (GO): ATP binding; protein kinase activity
Source: RefSeq, a predicted model, not a curated record